Messenger RNA from Anopheles bellator, 3660 nucleotides. RefSeq names its product nucleolar protein 6 (gene Mat89Ba). Gene Ontology annotation, cellular component: UTP-C complex; small-subunit processome; CURI complex. The transcript is spliced from 4 exons. Gene Ontology annotation, biological process: rRNA processing; tRNA export from nucleus. The record is from RefSeq and is a predicted model, not a curated record. Bases 1 to 3582 code for a protein of 1193 amino acids. NCBI's taxonomy places the organism in Eukaryota, Metazoa, Arthropoda, Insecta, Diptera, Culicidae.
AUGAAUCGAGUAAAAAAGAAAGCCGCAGCAACCAAGCGUAAGCAGACGGUGCCUUUGGUUCAACGCAAGAAGCAGCCGGUUGAAUCCGACAUCGAUUCCUACGAUUCCAUGGUGGACAACGGAACCGAUGAAGACGACGACGACGAUGGUGACGAUCAUCGUGACAUUUCGAACGGUCACAACGUACCAUACGAGGAUGACGAAAGCCCCGACAGUGGGCACGAAAGUGGCGCCUUUGUGCGGCUGCCGAAAGCUAAACCAUCCACCGGCCGCCAGCAUGCCAAACGAAAAGCGGCAGCCCACGAGGACGAAGAAGCUCACCGGAAGCGGUUGAAGGCGAUCAAAGAACUGUACAAACCACCGACAGUGGAGGAAAUCAAUCGGCUGAAGGAGACGGAGAAUUACUACCACUCCAAUCUGUUCCGGAUGCAAACGGAACAAAUGCUGAAGGAGGUCCGUGUCCCCGCCAAGGUGGGACGCUUCGUGCACGUCUGGUUGGAGGAGUUUAAGGGCAUUCUGAGAGGCAUCGAAGAAGCACCCAUCGCUCGUGGUCUAUUGGAGGUUACUUACGAUGGCAUCGAGUUUCCACUUCAGCUCGAGGAUUCUCAUCUGCGGGAUGUUUUGGGCAUGGGAAGGUUCCAGUACUGCCCCCAGCAAAACGUACGCAUCAUCGGUGGCGGUGGCGGAGUGCUGCGAACUUCGUUCGGUAAGCCCCUGAUCGUGGACCUGAUCCUCGCCAUGCCCGAUAAGUGCUUCCACAAGGAUGACUAUCUUAACCUUCGUUAUCACUGCAAAAGAGCGCACUAUCUGUGCACGAUUGCCGAGCACAUACUUCGUGCCACACAUCAAAGUGUGGGCGAAGUUCGUUUCGUUCCGCUGAAAGGUGAUCAUUUGAAGCCAGUCCUCGAAAUGGUGCCAUCAGAUGAAAAAUUCGUGCACAAGGUACACUUUCGCCUGCACGCCGUACCCGAGGGUGGCAAGUUUUCAAAAACACGCUUCCUCCCGGCAAACAACAACGUCCGACCGGCGCUGGUUGGCCACGUCGCAGAGGCCGAAAGUUACGAGAGGUUCCCAACGCCCCACUACAACUACUCGAUUGCGUAUGAUUUGCGUGUCGUGAAGAAUGCGGAACUGCUCGAAAGCAUCAUCCAGUCGGAUAGUGUGCGGGAAGCGAUUGUGCUGCUGAAGGUGUGGGCCAGCCAACGCUGCUUCAACCAGGGACGGUACGGUUUCGAUGGAGGCCUGAUCACGUUCUACGUUGCGUAUCUGCUGCACUGUCGACGGAUCUACCCGAACAUGAGCAGCUAUCAGAUUAUACGACUGUUUUGGAAUCAGCUAGCGGCAAGCACCUGGGACACGGAGGGACUGUCCUUUGAGGCGAGCAACCGUGAAUUGAUCGCAUCGUUUCGCCAGUUCCAUGAAGUGGUGUUUCUCGAUCCGAUCGGCGUGCUCAAUUUGACCGCGAACCUACCGCUCGAUCUGUACCGCCGUGUCCGGCAUGAAAGUGCCCUCGCAAUCCGUCUGCUUGAUAACCGGAAGAUCAACAGCUUUCUGCCACUGUUUCUGGCCAGCUAUCCGGUGUUCAGUCAGUACGAUCACAUCGUCUCCCUGCGCGAACCGGGACUCGUGCCGGCAACAAUCGAAUCUUUCGCGGAGGACAUCGACCGGCUCGAUUUUGUUGGGGACCGACGGGCGCUGUUUGUGAAAAUGAUUGAACGGUUGCUCCGAAAGGGUCUCGGAUCGCGGGUUACUUGCUUGGUGCCAUUACCCGGCACACAAGCUAACCAAGGGGAUACAGCCGACGAUGGAUGUACGAUCGGUAUUGUUCUAAACCCCUCGGAAGCAUUCAAUCUGGUCGAUAAAGGUCCCGAAGCGAUUAAGGUGGAUGCGAGCGAAGAAUUCCGAACGUUUUGGAGGGGAAAGGCAGAACUUCGUCGCUUCAAGGAUGGUUCGAUCACGGAAUCGUGCGUGUGGGGACAAUCGGACGAUCCGAUCGGGCAGAAACGUUUGAUCGUACGUUCGAUCGUGCUGUUUCUGUUGCAAGCGCACUACGACAUACCGGCGAAGAAGGUCAGCUAUCUGGCGGCUCAGUUCGAAACGGCACUGCAUCCGUGGCCACGGAAAGAGCUCGAGAUGCUCCACGAAACAAUCGAAGAGCGUUCGCUUGCCAUCAUCCGGGCAUUCGACUCGCUCAGUCGAAUGAUGCGCGAUCUCGAGAAGUUACCACUAACGAUCAAUGCAAUCACCGGAACAGACGGAGUCUUUCGGUACACCGAUCCUGAUCCAGCGCGACCGACCGCAAGUGGGCUGCUUGUCAAUGGGCAGCUCGUGUUUCUGAGUGGCAAACCCAUUCACGCAACGAUUCAGCUCGAAGCGAGCGGCAAGUGGCCGGAUCAGCUGGAGGCGAUCCGUCGCCUUAAAACGGCCUUCUAUCUACGGAUCGCCGAAUGCAUCGGUAAGGCAAAGGGCACCACCGGGAAACCCGUGGCCCAAGCGUACAACGAGUAUCUGGAUGUGCUCUAUGAGAAAUUCCUGUUCCGUUUCGUCAUCAUCCAUCAGCGCGAGAUCUCGAUCCUGCGAGAGUAUCUAGCCGAAAACAAGGUCACCCGUAUGCUGCAGGAUACGGACGAAAGCAUUGGGCUCGAGAUGCAGGCUAUCAUUCUGCCUAACCUAACCGGCAUUCUUCAUGGUCUGCAUCAGCAGCACUUUUCCUUCGGUUCGGUGGCGGCCAUUGCCAAAAGGUGGUUGUACGCACAGUUGAUCGAUCCGUACCACUGGCCGGACGAGUGCACGGAGUUGCUAUUGGCCUCGCUAUAUCUCAAUCAGCCCCUGCAUCCUUCGGUUCAACCCCAGGCCGGUUUUCUACGCUGGCUCCAGUUCAUCGCGACCACCGACUGGAGCAAGGAGAUGGUGGUGGUGAACUUUAACGACGAACUUUCCUCCGAAACGAUCGACGAGCUGGAGCGUGAGUUUGGCGAUCGUCGUGACCGUUUUCCGCCGCUCACGAUCGUCACACCGUGCGACGGUUAUGGGCGCUACGGGUUGUUCGGACGACGGGCACCGACAGUACCGAUUCUGAACCGUGUGUCGCUACUGGCGAAGGUGGCGAUCGGGAUGAUCGACGAGAAUUUUCGUACGAUCCGUCGUAAGAUUCAGAACUUCUUCAAGCCCUCGUACGACGGUUACAAUAUGAUCAUCCACCUCGACCCUUCGAUCAUACCGUCGAUCGGUAUACGGAGCGCUGCAAGCAUUGGCAAUCGCGAACCGCCCAGUCUUUUCGCUCAGCCAGCCGGCAAGGAACCGGCCGCCGGGUUCGAUCCCGUGCGGUUCUACUUACGCGAGCUCCGUGAAGCCUACCGAAAGUUUGCCCUUUUCUUCUACGAUCCGUGCGGUGGCGAUCGUAUUGCCGUCCUCUGGCGCCCCGAAGCACUCGAAGAGAAACCAUUUACGAUGUCGAAUGUAAACGGUCGUAUGCUGAGUGGAACGGAAGCGGAUGGCACACUGCGGUUGAAUGUGGACGCGUUGAUACGAGACUUUGAAAUCAUUGGCCAAGGAUUGGUGACGCGUGUGGAGCGUCGAUGAACUGCCAGAGACCCGAACAGGUCUGUCCAUCGGAAGAAGAAGAAUUGGUCACUAUCUGUAGGCCAAUAAAAAAACAUA